Periconia digitata is the source of this 1610-nucleotide messenger RNA. The record is from the annotation of a GenBank genome assembly. Lineage: Eukaryota; Fungi; Ascomycota; Dothideomycetes; Pleosporales; Periconiaceae.
UUCAUCGUAGCUGGCGAUACUUCCGUUCGCUUCUCUAAACCUCCAAUCAUAACCAGCUAAUAAAGCCUUAAGAGACUUCUCUAGAGCAUCAUCUGUGGCAGCUACAAUAUUGCACCCUCGUUGCAUAACACAUGACCAGAGCUCUCUUUAUUCCUGGAUAUGUGCUUCCUGUUGUUUUUGCAUUUGAUCAAGUGCCUUUUCUUGCGUUGCGUGCAUGUCAUGUUCCAUCAUAACGUGCGAAUCUAAUACUAGUGCAUCUGCUAGAAGAAAGAUGACAUCGCUGUAUCAAGCGCGUCCGUGCGUCAUUUUAUUCUGACGUCCAACAUCGACGUCUAAUAAUUCUGUGCUAGACUUUCGAUUCUGGAUACGUUCACUCACCUCCCCUAUUCUGUACUUUUAUUCUCUUUUCUUCUCCUUCGAUCCAUUCAAAGAUGAAGCCACGGCCUGUGAUAACUACUUCCGUUUUUCUCCCUCGUCGCCCAAUAACAUGUCGGUUUUCCCAAUUCCAGAAUCGCCGCGCCAUUCUUCCUUCUCUCUCAACAGCACCUUACUCUACGCUGGAAUCGCAUAAUCACUCACAUGGCACGGCUUCAAUAUCAUCUCCGCGGACGCGUUUGACGACAAUUCCAUCACGACGCCAUGCAUCCUCCUCUUCUUCCGUCCCCGCGAAAUCACCAUCACCCUCACCCUCACCCCCAAAAGUCCCCCUCCCGCAAGCCCUCGCAAAACUUAACCCACCCGAAGAUACGUACGCGCCGGAACUCACAAUCCCAAGCAAGCAACCGGGCCAAAACUCGUUCAAAUACCUCUUCCAAUGCGGGAAACUGUACAUACAGUUUUACAAAAAGGGCAUCGCAAACGUGCGCAGCACCUCCAAACUCGCAAAAUCGCUCCGCAAGAAACAGAAACAACAACAGCAGCAACAAUCAUCUCGCAUGACGAGCUCCACAGACGCCCAAGGAGGAAGAGGGAAUGACACAGGCGUGCUGACGCGCGCAGAAUGGCAAAUCACCCGCCGAAGCCGCACAGACAUGCUCCGACUCCCGCCCUUUGCGGUCCUCGUCCUCAUCCUCGGCGAGUGGAUGCCCCUCGUCGCCCUCUACCUGACCCCCAUCAUCCCCGAACCCUGCCGCAUCCCGCGCCAAGUCGAGCGCAUGCUGCGGAAAUCAGAGGAACGCCGCACCGAGCGCCUCCGCAGGAUCGGCCUGGAAGCUGCGCGCCUCGUCGCAAGAGACCGCAGACCAGGUACUCCUUCUACUUCGUCGACGCCACGCUCCCCAGACGACGUACUCCGCGCUUCCGGCGUCCGCGCGACCAACGUAGACGAUAUGGAUCUAUACACGCUGUUGAGUCUGAGCGCGCGGCUGGACUUGCACGGGUGGACGUGGGACCGGCUGUUCGUCACGCCGCCGAAAUCCUGGUUGAAGAGACUCGUGGGGAAAAGGCUCGAGUACUUGAAGACGGACGAUGCGCUGAUUGUUAGAGACGGCGGGUAUCAGGUCCUUGGGGAGCUGGAGCUGCGCCGUGCGUGCUAUGAGCGCGGCAUGAUUGUUUUGGGCGUCAAGGAGUAUCUCCUGAGGAGGGCGUUGGCCGAUUGGUUUAGGAAGUAG